AUGGGGCGCGGGACCGCGCGCGCGCUCGCGCUCGCGCUCGUGAUGACGUCCGUCGCGGGCGCGCGGGCGCGGACGUGCGUCGCGGACGCGACGGAUGGGAUGACGUGGUGUCGGACGACGAGCCACCGCGACGGGGUCGACGUGGCGUACGCGGUCGUCGACGGGUCGUCGACGUUCGACGUGUGGGUGCGCGCGACGUUCUCGGGAGAUGUGGCGCCGGGGUCGGAUGGGUGGGCGGCCGUCGGCGCGGGCGCGUCGAUGGCGGCGGGGGACGUGGCGACGUCCAAGGGGUCGGCGGCGGUGGAGUAUCUGCGAUUGACGGGACGGGGGACGCCGACGUCGGGGUGUGGAUCGGGGUGCGCGGUGAUGAACGCGACGAUCGCGAGCGCGGCGAAUUCGAGGACGAUCACGUUUCGGUAUCGAGACGCGAACGCGUCGCGGGGGGCGACGAAGGAUCUGAUUUGGGCGACGGGGGGGGGCGGGUUCGCGCAGCACGCGCCGAGCGCGCGAGGGACGCUGCGCGUGGAUUUCAGGAGUGGUACCGCCACGGCGGGUGGGUCGAAAGUCAAGCGAGACGUCGCGCACGGGACGCUCAUGCUCGUCGCGUGGGGCGCGUUGAAUCCGCUCGCCGCCGGUUUCGCUCGCAUGAAAUUUCUCUUUCCGAACGGGAAGUGGUUCUUGGGUCACUCGAUCGGCGUGUUACUCGGCGGUAUCGUCUUCGGCGCCGCGUGCAUCCAUCUCGUCACGGCGAAUUAUGACGGUCACGUGCAAACGGAUACGUUUGAUAGCCACCAGAAGCUUGGUAUCGCCGUCAUGUUUCUCUGGGCGACGCAGUUCCUGCUCGGCGUCUUCCGACCGAACAAGGAACCGAAAGAUGGUAAUCGUUUUGGAUUCAUUCCCACGUCUUGGCGCCGAUCGUGGUACAUCGCGCACGCAGUUUUGGGUCCGGUGACUCUCGUUUUGGCGACCGUCACGGUCGUUCUCGGGGCCGUAGUCAUCGGCAACAAGUGGGACGGCAGCGCUGAUUCGGGAGUGAAGUUUCUCGCGGGAGGCGGCGUGUACGGCCUCUUGACCGCCGUUUGGGUCAUCAUCGCCCUCGGUGUUUGGCGCGAUCGAAUCGCAAAGACCUCGAACGGUGUAGACAAUUACGGCAUUGGAGAUUCGACGCUGGACGAAUCCGAGACGAACGCUCGAUGA
This is a messenger RNA of Ostreococcus tauri, 1197 nucleotides long. Its product is annotated as Cytochrome b561/ferric reductase transmembrane. The record is from RefSeq and is a predicted model, not a curated record. The transcript has a single exon. The coding region runs from base 1 to 1197 and encodes 398 amino acids. Lineage: Eukaryota; Viridiplantae; Chlorophyta; Mamiellophyceae; Mamiellales; Bathycoccaceae.